Funneliformis caledonium is the source of this 342-nucleotide messenger RNA. Lineage: Eukaryota; Fungi; Glomeromycota; Glomeromycetes; Glomerales; Glomeraceae. The record is from the annotation of a GenBank genome assembly.
AUGCUGUUAAAGGCCCGUUACGUUCACCGAGAUAUUCGGUGGCCUAAUAUUCUGCGAUUGAAUGAUUAUAGUUGGAUAUUGAUUGAUUUGGAAUGUGCUGGUGUUAGCGGUGAAAGGGUGCACUUUAAACCAUUAGAAGGAUGGGCAUCUGAGACAAAUGAAACUGGGGUAUACACAACAAAGUCAGAUGUUUAUAUGGUAGGAAGGUUAUUGAGCAAACUUUUCUUUUCAUUAUCUGAAGAAGCACGUGAGUUUGAGAAGGCCACCACCACCAAUUUGAAGUUUUGCUUAACAGCUCAAGAAGCUCGUCAGCACCCUUGGCUUUCAGAUAUACAAGAAUAA